This is a messenger RNA of Diutina rugosa, 1737 nucleotides long. RefSeq names its product putative glucan endo-1,3-beta-D-glucosidase (gene SCW11). Gene Ontology annotation, biological process: cell wall organization. The coding region runs from base 1 to 1737 and encodes 578 amino acids. NCBI's taxonomy places the organism in Eukaryota, Fungi, Ascomycota, Pichiomycetes, Serinales, Debaryomycetaceae. Gene Ontology annotation, molecular function: glucan endo-1,3-beta-D-glucosidase activity; 1,3-beta-glucanosyltransferase activity. Gene Ontology annotation, cellular component: fungal-type cell wall; extracellular region; cell surface. The transcript has a single exon. The record is from RefSeq and is a predicted model, not a curated record.
AUGAUUAUCCGAUCCAUGUUACUCCCCCUCGUCGCCGCCUUACCGGUGUUGGUGCCUCGAGACGCCGACGACGACGACAACGGCCCCGUGACUGCCUACAUCCAGCCCGUGGUGGCGGUGGCAGAAGCGACAACCACGGUCCAGCCGGCGGUGGUGUAUGUCGACGCCAACGGCAACACCGUCGGGGGAGUACUGGGUGCAGUGAGCAUCGACGACUCCCAAUUUGGUACUCUGUUUUACACGACCAGUGCCCCUCCUUUGAUCACUGGUGACGAGAACGACUUGGAUGUUGGUGGUGGAAACCAAGACAACAACAACAAUAACGGUCCAGCAGCGGCCCCGACCGCCCAGGUCACCAACGACUCUGGGAACGGGGACUCGCCGAAUACGCAGCAGAAUAAUAACAAUAACGUCCAGGUGGUGGAGACGGUCAAUUUCGGUCCCUCGGAUAUCGUGACUGUAGCGGCGACGACCAUCUAUGGUCCCCAGGCUCAAGACAACGCAGGUCAACAACAACAGACUCUGACGACUGAGCCCCAGCCGCAGCCCACUACUACUGAGCAACAGCAGGACCAACCGACGACGACCGAACAACCGACGACCGAACAACCGACGACAGAACAGCCGACGACUGAACAGCAGCCGUCUACUGAACCGUCUACCCAGCCGGCACCUCAACCCUCCACCACUCAAGCUGACAACCAGGGCGACAACAACCAGGGUAACAAUAACAAUAACCAGGGUAACAACAACAACAACCUGGGUAACGACCUGAACCUGAACCAAGGGAACAACGACAACAACAAUAACCUGGAUAACAACAAUAACUACAAUAACAACCAGGGUAACGACAACAACCAAGGAAACGACAACAACCAAGGCAAUGACAACAACCAAGGAAACGACAACAACAACAACAAUGGUGGUUCGCUGGAUGGCUUGUUGACUCCCCCCGUGUACAUUGUCUACUCCCCUUACAACAACGACCAGUCGUGCAAGGACGCCGCCACCGUGCGUAGCGAUCUCGCCAUCGUCAAGCAAAAGGGGAUCAACAAGGUGCGGAUCUACGGGUCUGACUGCGGGGCGUUCACCAACAUUUUGCCCGCGUGCAAGGACCUUGGUCUCAAAGUGAACCAAGGGUUCUGGUUCCAGCCUGGCCAGGGCCCCGACUCCAUUGACGGCGGUGUGUCUGAAUUCAUUUCCUGGGGUCAAUCCAACGGCUGGGAUAUCAUUGAUUUCGUCACCGUGGGUAACGAGGCCGUCAACGACGGUAACCUUCUGCCGGACCAACUUAAUGGCAAGCUCAGUCUGGUUAGAGGCCAGCUCCAGGCAGCGGGUUACUCCGGUUCUGUGAUCACCUCGGAACCGCCGAUUUCAUUCAUCAGACACCCGGAACUCUGUGAACAGUCGGACUUCAUCGGCACCAAUAUCCACUCCUACUUCAACACCGGGGUGGCUCCUGAUGGCGCCGGGGAAUACUUGAAGCAACAGAACGAAGCUGUGGCUCAAGCCUGUCCCAACAAGAAGAUCUAUGUCACCGAAACCGGCUACCCGCACAAGGGUGCCACCAACGGCCUUAAUGUUCCCUCCAAGGAAAACCAGAAGAUUGUGUUUGAACUGAUCUGGAACACCAUAGGCAACGACGUGACGGUGUUGGCGAUGUGGGACGACUACUGGAAGAACCCAGGUCCCUACGGCAUCGAACAAUACUUCGGGGCGUUGGACUUGUUCAGUUAG